Molecule: messenger RNA, 279 nt
Organism: Sphenostylis stenocarpa
Lineage: Eukaryota; Viridiplantae; Streptophyta; Magnoliopsida; Fabales; Fabaceae
Source: the annotation of a GenBank genome assembly
AUGCAAGCAAACGGGAAACCAUGUCCUCUUAUCGCGUCACAGGUGUACGGCAACGGUGGCUGCGUGCGGGGAACCGAUGACCGGGGAACCAUUUUAGCACCGACUAUGGAACGCGGACUCACUAAGAGGUUUGGCCCGUGGAAUUCACGCACCAAUCAGGGGCGAGAGAGACAGGGAUGUGGAUGUCACGCGGUAGUGAGAGGGAGACGGGAGUUUGUCGCUCGAGGUUUCGUUUGCGAAAAAUGGAAAAGAGUGCGUAGGCGGUGGUGUGGCGCGUGA